AUGCGUUUUUAUCCACGGGCUGUUGAGGGACGGAAGAGCAUUAGGGAUCCUACCGUUCACAAGUCUCGCCUUACCGUGUUAAAAACGAUUGGUGUGACGGCAUUGCUCUUGAAUCUCUUAUUCUUGGCUUUGUUUUCUUAUAUUUUUGGUGCAAUUUAUAAGGAGACCAGCCAUGUCCACAAUCUCAACGUAGUAUUUGUUGAUUACGAUCACAGCCUCAUUGGAAAUUCAUUUCGCCAAGCGUACCUUCAGCAACUGCAAGGCGAUAGUUUCCCAAGUAUCAUCGAACAAUCAAUCUUGGAGUACCCAGAACCUGCUCUCCUGGAAAGCGCAGUAUGCCGGAUCGACUAUUGGGCAGCGCUUUAUGUUUCCCCUAAUGCGACAGCACGUUUGGCUUCUGCGCUACAGGGAGCUUCUGCUGCUUUAUCAUAUAACCGCAGUGAUAUUGUCACAAUGAUUUGGAAUGAAGCGCGGUAUUCUGCUGUUGUCGAUCUCAUACCCACUGCUCUUGGAACUCUCUCCGAAGCCGCUCGGAUUAUGUAUUCCGGGCUAAAUGGCACCGGAGCUAUCCAGACUAUGGACACCACCAAUCCGGCCGCCGUCGCAGCCUUUACGAACCCUUGGGACCUUGUAUCAAUCAAUAUUCAACCGACUACCCAAGGUUCUCGGUUGAUCUACAACACUGUUCUCAUAAUCAUGAUUCUCCUUCAACAAUUUUUCUUCCUCGCAACGAUGAACGGUGUGGCGUCCCAGUCCCUGCUGUUUACGUAUGUGCACCCGAGAGUGAUAAUCCUAACGCGAUGUUUAAUCUCUGUCACGUAUACACUUGGAGGCUCUCUCUGUGCUUCAGGCGCCGUCUGGGCAUUUCGGGGAGACUGGGGCGUAAAUGGAAACCAGUGGGCGCUUACCUGGUUGUCCCUAUGGCUCUUUGCCCAUGUAAAUCUCAUAACAUUCGACGUCUUUACGGCAUGGGUACCGGCUCCUUAUCUUCCCAUGGCUUUGGUGACCUGGGUAAUUCUCAACGUGACCUCCAUCCUAUUACCCUUUGAACUCACUCCGGCCUUCUACAAAUGGAGUUACAUGAUGCCCGCUCAUGCGGUGUAUCAAUUACUGAUAGAUAUCUGGUCGAGCGGCUGCAACCCGCUGGUAGCCUAUGCAUUACCUCUCCUUUUUGGAUUCGAAAUUUCCAGCAAUGUUUUAUGUUCCAUUGGAGUAUAUCGACGCUGCCACUAUGCCGCAAUUGCGAACGAGCAAUUAGAGAGCAGCUUUAAAAAGAAACUUGAUGAUGAACUAGCAAAAUAUAUGGAAAAACGUGAGACAAAGACUAUGAAACUGACAAACGACGAUAGUCAAGUGGGAGAAGCAAGUGAGGCAGCUAGGGAUCGCAGAAGAAGUCCCGAUGUGGUCGAAGAAGAGGAUCAUGAAGGACCAGCCGAAAGUAUUAUGAGAUCGAUAUCGUCUUUACGUCGAGAACCAAACUUGAGCACAAGGAGUAAUUCUUUACGCCCGGCCUUCGAGAUACCUUUCGUAGAGGACGUGUAG
Messenger RNA from Talaromyces amestolkiae, 1542 nucleotides. RefSeq lists its product as uncharacterized. NCBI's taxonomy places the organism in Eukaryota, Fungi, Ascomycota, Eurotiomycetes, Eurotiales, Trichocomaceae. Gene Ontology annotation, cellular component: membrane. The record is from RefSeq and is a predicted model, not a curated record. Bases 1 to 1542 code for a protein of 513 amino acids. The transcript has a single exon.